This is a messenger RNA of Chinchilla lanigera (long-tailed chinchilla), 2249 nucleotides long. RefSeq names its product solute carrier family 7 (amino acid transporter light chain, y+L system), member 7 (gene Slc7a7). Gene Ontology annotation, biological process: amino acid transmembrane transport. The record is from RefSeq and is a predicted model, not a curated record. NCBI's taxonomy places the organism in Eukaryota, Metazoa, Chordata, Mammalia, Rodentia, Chinchillidae. Gene Ontology annotation, cellular component: membrane. Bases 469 to 2058 code for a protein of 529 amino acids. The transcript is spliced from 10 exons. Gene Ontology annotation, molecular function: basic amino acid transmembrane transporter activity; L-amino acid transmembrane transporter activity.
AGGGAGGCCAGGGUGGGACUGUAGGGCAUGCAGUAUGAUCUGCACCGGCCGCGGUCCUCAGCUAACCUGCUCCCAGGGCAGAAAGCAGACACCGGGGGCACCCAGCUGGCUGAGCUGUCUUCUGGGCUCCCCGGCCCAGCAGAGCUGACGAAGGAGAUUCCUGAGCGUGCGCCUUCUUAUCGGGAAAAUGCUGAGCCAAGAGCUCCUUGCCACCCCUCUCGCAGAUGCAGAGGCCUGUGAACCUUGGACCCAGACAGUUGCUCAACGUUGCUCUUCCUUUCCCUCGGCCCCUCCACCCUUCUUGACUGGACUUAAAUCCAUGGGCCCUUGUCUGGUCUCCCUUUCACUGCUGGCUGGAGGGAGAAACAGACACGUUGAGUCUCCUGACUGGCGCUGCGGGGAACCUGCGCAAUCAGGGCCAGGAAGGGCGAUGCCAGGAGGCUGGUGAAGGCUUUGCUGGCCUCUACCAUGGUUGACGACGGCAAGGGCAAGUACGAAGUGGCCCCCCAGCACGAGGCCGCGGCCUCCCCCGCGGGCGACGGGGCCGGACCCGGGGCCGAGCAGGUGAAGCUGAAGAAGGAGAUCUCGCUGCUUAACGGCGUGUGCCUGAUCGUGGGGAACAUGAUCGGCUCGGGCAUCUUUGUCUCCCCCAAGGGCGUGCUCAUGUACAGUGCCUCCUUUGGCCUCUCGCUUGUCAUCUGGGCCGUCGGGGGCCUCUUCUCCGUCGUUGGGGCCCUUUGCUAUGCGGAACUGGGCACCACCAUUAAGAAAUCCGGGGCCAGCUACGCCUACAUCCUGGAAGCCUUCGGCGGACUCCUCGCCUUCAUCCGCCUCUGGACCUCCCUGCUCAUCAUCGAGCCCACCAGCCAGGCCGUCAUCGCCAUCACCUUUGCCAACUACAUGGUGCAGCCCCUCUUCCCGACCUGCCGCGCCCCCUACGCCGCCAGCCGCCUCCUCGCUGCUGCCUGCAUUUGUAUCUUAACCUUCAUUAAUUGUGCCUAUGUCAAGUGGGGAACACUGGUACAAGAUAUUUUCACCUAUGCUAAAGUAUUGGCGCUGAUCGCGGUCAUCAUUGCAGGAAUCGUUAGACUUGGCCAGGGAGCCUCGGCUAACUUGGAGAAUUCCUUUGAGGGUUCAUCGUUUGCAAUGGGUGACAUUGCCCUGGCAUUGUACUCCGCUCUCUUCUCCUACUCAGGCUGGGAUACACUCAACUAUGUCACUGAAGAGAUCAAGAAUCCUGAGAGGAAUCUGCCCCUUGCCAUUGGCAUUUCCAUGCCUAUCGUCACCAUCAUCUACAUCUUGACCAACGUGGCCUACUACACUGUGCUAGACUUGCAGGACAUCUUGGCCAGCGACGCUGUUGCUGUGACCUUUGCAGACCAGAUUUUUGGAAUAUUCAACUGGACAAUUCCACUGGCUGUUGCGUUAUCCUGCUUUGGUGGCCUCAAUGCCUCCAUUGUGGCUGCUUCUAGGCUUUUCUUCGUGGGCUCAAGAGAAGGCCACCUCCCUGAUGCCAUCUGCAUGAUUCAUGUUGAGCGGUUCACACCUGUGCCUUCCCUGCUCUUCAAUGGCAUCAUGGCGCUGAUCUACUUGUGUGUGGAAGAUGUCUUCCAGCUUAUUAACUACUACAGCUUCAGCUAUUGGUUCUUUGUGGGACUUUCUAUUGCGGGUCAGCUUUAUCUGCGCUGGAAGGAACCUGAUCGAUCUCGUCCUCUCAAGGCUUGCCCUUCUACUUCCUCAUCAUCAGAGUGCCAGAGGAAAAACGACCUCGCUGCCUCCGAAGGAUUGUGGCAUCUGCCACAUGGUACCUCCAGGUCCUGUGUAUGUCAGUGGCUGCGGAAAUGGACUUGGAAGAUGCAGAAGGGAUGUCCAAGCAAGAGGACCGCAAGUCUAACUAAAUACCACCUGGAACCUAAGACAUGGGAGGCAAAGGCUGAUCUCCCACAGGCUAGAGCUAAGGAAGCUGGACAGGAGCACUCCCUUCUUUGGAGGCACCUGUCCAGAAGCCUGGUCUACACAGUUUCAUCUUUGAACUUGCUUUCUAGAGAUGCAAAGUAAUUUAUUUGUUUUGCUACAUAUUGUUCCUGAUUCUGUAGAGGGAUGAUAAAGCAGACUGUGGUGGAGAGCACAGCACCUCUGGGGCUGCCUACCCACUCUUUCUUGGGCCAACAAUGCUCCAUAUGUGUCUCGUUUAGAGACAUGGACCUGUCACAGGUGCUGGACAACAAUAAAAGAGUUAUAUUCCUAAA